AAGAGCUAUUCAGCAAAUUGCAUGAAAGAAUUUCGCACGCGACCAACAAGCAGCCAACAAGUGGCAAGCCAACACCGAUCCGGGACAGAUAUUCCACGAGUCAGAGAGCGAGAGCGGGGGAGAUAAAUACUGCUGAAAGAUGUACGGACGCUGCAGUUUGCUGUUUGUGGUGCUUUUAUGCGCCUCGGGCCUGGCACACGCCCACUUUCCCGAAUAUUGUGCCGAGUGUGAGCAGGAGGUGUGGGAGCAGGUGCCAUGCAGCCAUGUGCCCACCACUGAGGGCCCCACGACGCAGCGGCCAGGAACGACAGUCAGACCUCCCACACCUCCCACAACCACAACAACCGUCGCAACCACCACGGAGGUCUUUUAUCCGCCCACAACGACUGCUCCCGCGGAGGAGAUCACCACCCAGCCGACGGCCUACAAAAAGUGCUACUGCGAGUGCAAGCUCGGCUGCAAGGAGUUCUGCCGCAAGGUGGCCACCUCCGGUCCCAAACAGCAGCUAACCCAGAUCUCAUCCACGGGAGACUACGCGCCCGGCGGCCAGGUGGAGUACACGCAUGUGCACCAGCGAAAGUACUUCCCAAAGUACGGAGGCGGAGCAGGCUAUGCGGGACUGGUGGGCCCCGUGGACGGUCCCAAGUCCUACAAGCCGUAUCCUCUGGUCUACAGCGAACAGGCUGGUGCCGCCUCCUCGCCAGCUGCGAGCAACAUUAAUGCUCCAAACUACACGCUGGAGGAGCUUGCCCAGCUGCUGAGCACAGCCUAUGGCAGCAAGAAGGAAUACCCACCACCACCACCACCCAGGCCCCAGCCACGAGCCCAGCUUCAGCCAGCGCCUCCUGCUGUCUACUACUCGCCGGUGUACAAGCAGGAAUCCGCGGCCCCUUCCAUUCCCCUUGUGAGCAGGGUUGAGCCCCAGCGCUAUCCCAGCAUCAAGGUAUCCGCCGCAGCGGUGGCCAGCUCAUCCGGAGGGGCUGUCGCCAAGGCUAAGACGCCCUAUGAGGAGAAGAUAGCCGUGGCCACGCCGCCUCCAUCCACCAUCUACGACCGAACCACAUCCUAUCCCGUUGUCGAGGAGCACACGGCGUACGCCUUGCCACAAACCGAGGCGUAUCCGAUCCCUCCCAGCCAGACGGAGUCCUAUCCCAGCAUCACCGAGUCGUAUGCGAGACAAACAGAGUCCUAUCCGAGCCAGACGGAAGCGUAUCCCAGCCGGACAGAGGCGCACCCCUUGCAAGAGCCCGAACCCAACAAGCCGUCGUCCUCCUUCGACCUGGCCAUUGACAACUAUCUCAAGGACUUUGGCUAUGGCAACCAAGGGAGGGGCUACGCGGACUACUAGACUCUACGUAGAUCCUUUGUUGUUAAGAGUUGUUUAAGUGUGUUCCACUUGUUUAUUUAUUUGUAUUUAGUUAAGUUAUGAUGAAUGCAAAAAUUGAAUUUA
Drosophila subobscura is the source of this 1450-nucleotide messenger RNA. RefSeq names its product adhesive plaque matrix protein. NCBI's taxonomy places the organism in Eukaryota, Metazoa, Arthropoda, Insecta, Diptera, Drosophilidae. The coding region runs from base 140 to 1348 and encodes 402 amino acids. The transcript is spliced from 2 exons. The record is from RefSeq and is a predicted model, not a curated record.